AUGAGAUUGGAUGCUGAGGCAACAAACUCGAUAGAAGAGAUAUUAAAACAACUCUCCAUAGUAAUAUCAGCGAAGGAAGAAGCGAACAGAGUUACUCAAGUGAAUACUUCAAACGAGACAUCACCAUAUACGGUGGAAACAUUACAUGUGAACGAGGCCAAUAAUCCAAGAACAAAUUAUAACUCUAAUGGAACAAAUCACUAUAAGAGGCAAUGGAACACUGCGAAUCCUAGAUCGUCUUCUUGGAAUUCAAGACCAAAUAAUAAACCAACUAAAAGGAAAUUCGAUUCUAAUGGAGAAAGAAAUAAUAAAUUUCAUGGAGGCAAAAAGGAGAAAUGGUCAUGUGUAUUUUGUGAUGGAGAUCACAAAGGUGAAUGUAAUAAAGUUACUGCAAUUGAUGAAAGGAAAGCAAAAUUAAAAGCCAGAAAUAGAUGUUUUAGCUGUUUUAAAACUGGUCACUUAAGUAACGACUGUGAAAUACAUUGCUUUACGGACUCUUUAACCAGAGCUUAUGCAGCAGUGGUUUAUGUAGUUGGAGAAGAUGAGAAGAGUUUUGUGAUUGGCAAAUCUCGUCUCGUGCCAAUCAAAGAUCAAGAACAUUUGAAAAUACCACGUCUGGAGUUACUUGGAGCAUUAAUUGGAAGUCGUCUGAUACGAUAUGUAACUAAAUUCAUUAAUUUGAAUGUAAGCAAGCAAGUGCUAUGGACUGAUAGUCAGAUUGUCAUUGAUUGGUUCAACUCGAAUAAGCUAUUGACUCCAUUUGUGUCAAGGAGGAUCGAAGAGAUAAAACGUAAUAAAAACUUGAUUGUCAGAUACGUACCGUCAGAACUUAAUCCAGCUGAUGCAGCUACUAGACCAACGAAUUCUAUCGAAGACGGAAGAAAGUGGUUGACAGGACCAGACUUUCUACUUCAAGAUCCGAAUACUUGGCCUACACAUACAAGGAGUGAUACAAUUUUUUUGAUUGGGGAGGAUCUGACGAGUACUGAUGAUGUACAAGAUAAGAUCCCUGAGUCAAUGGUUGUAGAGAAUGAAGAUAACUCUCAUGACGACCACCAGUUAAUGGAACGAGGAAUAGAAACUGACUCACAUAAUACACUGGAAGAAAUUAGAAAAAUACAGUCAGAAUAUUUUAAAGAGGAAGUGAACGGUAAAGAAACAAGUCUCAGUCGUAACCUUGGAUUGUUCAAGGAUGUAGAUGGUAUCUUACGAUGCAAGGGCAGGUUUAGGAAUGCCAACUGGUCAUUUGAUAAGAGGUAUCCUAUGAUAAUACCUAAGGAUUGUAACUUUACCAAUAAAGUAAUCAAAGAUACACAUGAAAGGAACUACCACGUUGGUGCUAGUCAUACACUAAGUAUAAUUCGGCAAACCUACUGGAUACCGCAAGGCAAGAGACAAGUUUUGAAGAUCUUAAAGAAAUGUCCACGUUGUUCGAAGCAUGGCGGUGGACCCUUCAAACUACCACCCACACCUGCGUUGCCAUAUGAAAGGGUUAAUUAUAGCAAAGCCUUUACGUUUACUGGAGUAGAUUAUUUAGGACCUGUAUUGGUCAAAACAGAGACAGGUACCAGCAAAAGAUGGAUAUGUCUAUUUACAUGCCUUGCAGUUAGAGCUAUACACUUAGAAGUUGUGCAAGAUUUAUCAGCUGAAGAAGGACUAUCCGCUUUUAGGCGAAUGUGUUCUACUAGAGGAGUACCAGAACUUAUUACUUCUGACAAUGCCUUACACUUCAAAUUGAUAUCUGACAUAGUGUCUAAACCAUACUGUGUUCAAAAUAAGAUAAAAUGGCGAUUUAUACCCGAACUUGCGCCUUGGUUUGGAGCUUUCUAUGAACGACUAGUAGGACUAGUAAAACAUUGUAUGCGUAGAACACUACAAAAACACCUAUUGAAUGAUAGUCAACUGUCAACGAUAGUAAAAGAAAUAGAAGCUGUAUUAAACACGCGACCUUUAACCUCUGUUGAUGCAGAACUAGAGUUUAUUUUGAAACCAUCUGAUUUUCUUCAACCUGGCAGAUGUCUCAUAAUGGAGACCGCGCAGAAUGGACUACCAAUACAAGGUACAUUAUCGAAGACCAACUUAAUUAAAGGAUGGAAGAAGGCUCGUACAAUACUACAAGAGUUCGAAGAAAUGUUUCAAAAUCGCUACUUACCAAGUCUACGUGAGAGAUAUAAUCACUCGCUUAAACAACCACGUGUGACUUCUAAGUUAAAUCCGCAAGAAGGCCAGAUAGUUCAAAUCAAAGGAGAUAAAAACCGUGAAGGUUGGAAAGUCGGGAAAAUUAUCUCUUUGAUCAAAGGCUCUGAUGGAUUGGUUAGAGUAGCUCAAGUUAAAGUAGGAAACUCUAUCUUUACGCGAUCUAUUGCGCACUUGUAUCCUCUGGAAGCCGAAGAUGAGGAACAAUAUGAUCCAGUACCUCAAGAUACUACCAAGAAUUCAGAACCCCUUUGGUUGCCUUCGGAUCAGUCAGUGAAUACACCUGAUGUUGCGACAGAAGACGUAGAUGAUAUACAUAUAGAUACAUGCAACAACAAUAAAACUACAAAUGCUGAAGACAUAGAAAGAACUUAUGAUAUUUUGAAUGUGACAAAUAAAACGGCAGUGACUGAGAAUGAAAAUGAGAAUGAUAACAGACUUAAUGAGUUAAUAAAUGAUGAUGAUAAAAUAAUGGACAAUGAAUCAUUGGAACAACAACCUGAAAUAAAUAGACCAAGACGGACUGCAGCGGUUCGAGCCCUUCAAAAGAUAAGGGAAUGGACACGCAAUUUAAUGAUUACCUUACAACUCUAA
This is a messenger RNA of Pectinophora gossypiella (pink bollworm), 2790 nucleotides long. RefSeq lists its product as uncharacterized. Gene Ontology annotation, molecular function: zinc ion binding; nucleic acid binding. Gene Ontology annotation, biological process: DNA integration. The transcript has 2 exons. The coding region runs from base 1 to 2790 and encodes 929 amino acids. Lineage: Eukaryota; Metazoa; Arthropoda; Insecta; Lepidoptera; Gelechiidae. The record is from RefSeq and is a predicted model, not a curated record.